Molecule: messenger RNA, 3891 nt
Organism: Drechmeria coniospora
Lineage: Eukaryota; Fungi; Ascomycota; Sordariomycetes; Hypocreales; Ophiocordycipitaceae
Product: transcription factor bZIP
Exons: 7
Coding region: 1-3891 (1296 amino acids)
Biological process (GO): regulation of DNA-templated transcription
Molecular function (GO): DNA-binding transcription factor activity
Source: RefSeq, a predicted model, not a curated record
AUGCCCCCAACCACAUGUCGGCGGUCUCGCCGUUCAUUGGCCUCCGGAGACGAUGGGCCGGAUGGCGGUUCCCGUAACGGGGGCGUGCGCCGGCGGAGCUUGUCGACGGUUUGGGCCUUGCUCGCCGCGCCGGCGGAAAACGGUGGACCGGAACAGGAGGGAGGCGCCGAAGCCAGGGGCUGCGCCGGUGCCUGGUUUCCAAAAUUGGCGCCGCAAUACUUGCACCUCGUGCGCCGUGCACCGAGAUGGCAGCACCGUCGACCUCCAGGGGUCUUUUGUAGCACGCUUCGGUGGAAUGGCGAUGGAAGGAAACGUCGACCGCAAGGCGGCUCGUACGGCCAUGGCACGCUUCUAGCACCAUGUCGCCUGACAACCAUCGACCACCGCCACGGAAGAGACGACUUCCGACCAUGCCACGGCCGGCAUCGACGAGUCAAUCUCCGAGCCCGUCGCGAUGCCCUCAUCAGCCGACGGGGAAGCCAUCCGCGACCAAUCAGAGGAGAGCAUCGCGCGACGGGGCAGAGCUCGGCAUGCGAUUGCGCACACCCGCACGUGCACCUCGACAGAGUCCCACUCAGCUGCAAUGGCAGCGCCGCAGCGCCUGCGCACGAGUGCUCGCCGUACGGAGUGGUUGUUGUCCUGCUUCCACACACAGAAGAUGCGUACCAAGGGCAGGCAAGCCGAGUCGAUCGCCCCUCGCAAAAAAAAAAAAAGACUGUUCGUUGGGCCGUUGGGCCGUUGGGCCGUGGCGAGGUGCAGUGCUGUGCCCGUGGAGGCGCAUGGCCAAACCUGCAUGCUCGUUUGGCCUCGACGAGAAACAAAAACGAAGCAUGGCGAAGCCACAAAAACAUGGCACGCCGGAAUCGUCGACAUCCGACGUGCCUGGGGGGAGCAAACGAGGAGCCUCGCGGACGCUGGCGUGAUGCCAAGUGGCCAAAGGUAGCACGGCACACGGACCAGACACGGUGCAGGGGGUGGGGUGGGCAUCUGCUGAGGAAGGAGGAGCCUGCUGCCCUGCCGGCUGGAGCCAGAGCCGAGGACGCAGCGGAGGAGGAGCGCUCCAAAACUCCCCCCCCCAAGACUCCCCCCACACAAUCACCCCCUCCCGACGACCUCGUCCUCGUCGAGUGGUCUCCCGUCUCCCGUCUCCCGUCUCCAGCCUCUUUCGAAUUCAUCCUGCCAGCAACCAUUAGUGCCACCGCAGAGUACGAGGACAAGGAGCGGCGACGACUCCUACGAGGAUGCCGGCCCGCCACCGAGACGUGCUUCCCCGGCCCACCCUGCUGCCGGCGGCAAGCCGUCGACGGAGGCGCACGGGCGAUGGGCGGCGGCGACGAGGACACGGUGCGGCAACGGUUCGCUCGUCGUGCCGCGUCGCUCGUCGCUCGCCUGCCGUUCCCUAUUUCGUUGCCGUCCUGGAGGAUGCCGCGGCGAAUGGACGUGGGCGACCCGCCGGAAUCCGUGGACGCCGGGGGCGCCAUUCCUGCAGGCCAUGAGCAUCCCUCGACGGCGAGGAAGCCAUUCGUCGCCCCCCCCCCCUCCCCCGACGUCGCCCGGGACCGUGACUCUCCGGCGGCGAGACAAGGGGCCAAGGUGCACGUCGCCGCAGUCGACGCCCUCGGCGGUGCAGGCCAGGCAGCGCAAGGACGCCGCCGUUGGCAUCGGCAGGUGAGGAGGCUGGCCGCCCACGGACAGGGGGGAGACGAUGCACGAGGAGCCGUCCCAGUCACCAGUCACACGAGCCCGGCAACCGCUAAGCCUGUUCGAGCCCGCCUCGAACCUGCGUCGCAUUCUCCCGGGUUCCACGGGCUAGCGCAUCGGCGCGCCGUUGGAUCAUCGGAAGAUGCGGCGGCCGACGAGGUCGAGCGUCUCGGAAACGGAUGGAAUGCCAGCCGUCCAAUGCCGACAAGCCAGCCAGCGUCUUGGAGAAAGCCGCCCAGCAGCGGCCCGAGGUCGCGUGCUCAUCCUCUGCGCUCGCAAAGGAGCUGGCGGGCGCACGGCAGCGGGCAAUACGAACGGCACGGAUGCGUGACGGCAUUUGGGGGCCGGCAGGAGAGGCGAGGAGAGGCGAAGAGAGGCGAGGCGAGGCAAAGAGAGACGAGGCGAGGCAAAGAGAGGCGAGGCAAGGCUGAGGCGUCGUCCCUUUGGCCAUGCGUCGCAACUGGAGGACCGCCGAGCACAGCCAUCCCGCUCUCCGGCUCCCCCCCAAGAAGCGACCACGACGACCGCUGCGCGCGCCGCCCACCACAGCUGCACCCAUCACCGCCCACCGCCGCCCGUCACCACCCACACACCUCCACCACCACCUCCACUUCCACCCACCUCCACCUCCACCCAUCACCACCCGCCUCCACCCAUCACCAUCCAUCACGACGACGACGACGACGACGACGACGAUCCCACCUCUCGCUCGCGACACCCCCCCCGCACCCCCCUCCCCCCGCCCCAUACCUAGGUCUGCAUGUGCAUGCGUGUGCAGGCCCAUGUCAUGUCCGCUGCCUGCAGGUCGGCCGACAGGCCAGCGCGGAGCGUGAGCAGAUCGCCCGUUUGCGAGCCCCCCAGGCACGGCCAAGGCGGGAGUGCGAGCUGCCCUCGCAGGGUGGUGUCCCCGCUGCCGUGCGACGCUGCCUCGCCCGCCCUGUGCCUUCAUCGGAGCCUGCGCAGCCGUACAUGGCAGCCCUGGCCGGCGCUCUGCGCAGCAUUGCAUUCGACAUCAUCUUCGACAUCACCUUCAACAUCACCUUCAACAUCACCUCCGACAUCACCCUCGACAUCACCUUCGACAUCACCUUCGACAUCACCUUCGACAUCACCUUCGACAUCAUCUUCGACAUCAUCUUCGACAUCAUCCUCGACCGACAUCAUCCUCGACGUCACCUGCCUGGCGACUUCACCACCGGCUCGCCCCCCGCCUCUCCCGCCCGUCCCUCUCCCCUCCCUCCGCCCGCCGAGAUCGACACGUACCAUCGAAUGACGCAGCACUGUGGGCUUGACUCGCACGCCAUGUCCAUGUUCGCCAUGCCCCAGCACGCCUACGCCUACGGCCCGUCACCGGCGCCCGCUCGGCACUACGCCACCCACGGCACGAGCAGCGCCUUCAGCAGCUCGGCGCACCCCGACGAGGACUGGACCAAAAUCUCCGACCUCGCCGAGCGCAGGAGGAUACAGAACCGCAUCGCCCAGCGCAACUACCGCAAGAAGCUCAAGCGCAGGCUCGAAGAUCUCGAACGCCGCGCCGGUUCCUCGGACGAAGGCGAGCCCGACAAGAAGCGGACCCUCGGCGCGAGCAAGGGCGGCAAGCGGCAGCAGGCCGCGGCCAAGGCGCGCAAGACGCCCGCCAAGCCGCCGACGCCCGCCAAGCCGGCCGCCCAGCAGCAGCAGCAGCAGCAGCAGCAGCAGCAGUUCACGCCGCCCAUGGACGCCGCCGACGACGUCGUCUUCACCUCGCCCGUCUACGGCGAGCGCGACCGGUCCCGCACGCCGCCCAUCUUCUCCUACACGCCCUACCCGGCGCCCGACGAGCUGCUGCUCGACCCCUACGCCUCGGCCCAGCCGUACCCGAACAUGGCGGCGCCCUCGGACCCGUACCCGACCUACCUCGCCGCCGCCUCGGCCAUGCCGUCGACGCUGCCGUCGAUGACGCACUUUACCGAGGCCCUCAAGAGGGAGUCGUACCCGAGCGACGCCGGCAUGAGCUCCUACCUCCACUACGCCUUCAUGCCGGGCGUCGAGAUGACGCUGCCGGGCCCGUACGACGCCUCGCACCCUCAUACGCCUCCGCUGUCGCACUCGUACGAUCACUCGGCCUCGUGCUCCGAGACCGGCUACGAGUACCCGACGACACCCCUGUCGAUGCCGGGCUCUCCUGGCACCGUCGUGCAACAGCAGUGA